AUGUCCGACCCCUACACCCAGCACCCAUCGUCCUACCCUCCCGCAUCCACCAACUCAUCCUACUACUCCCCCCCGGACGGAGCCGUCUACCAACAGCCACCGCACGAUUACGACCCCCAGCAGUUCUACCCGCAGCGGCCUAUCCAACCACCCCAGGACUACGCGCAUAAUUCCCAAUACGACGUGUCGCAGAUCCCCCGAUCCUAUUCGACUCAAUGGUCAGAUCAGAACAAUGUUCCUCCUGUUGCUGCUGCUGCUGCUGCUGCUGCUGCUGCUGCCGCUCCGCCGGGAUAUGAUUCGGGGCGACUGGGUCCGCAUUAUGAGCCUGUAGCGGCUGUGCGGCAGGGGAGUAAUGCUGAGUAUUACAAUCAAUCCGCAACCGAACAAACCCUCCCUGUCCCUCCGCUCCCGCAACCCGAUACCGAAAUCAGCAACAACCCCGCAGACUCAGAUCCCACGGCCGAAGGCGACCGCAGUCUCGGCGGCACACUCCUCGGCGGCGCAACAGGAUACUACCUGGGCCAUCAGCGCGACCAUGGCUUCCUGGGCGCGGUGGGCGGUGCCCUGCUGGGGAAUUUCGUCGGCGACAAGUUGAAGGCGAGGAAGGCGGGGAAAGUCAUUAUAGUCGGAGGACGUAUCGCGAGCAUGAGCAUGGGCAUGGGCAUGGGCAUGGACACCAUCACCAUCGUCAUCACCAUCACCAUCAUCAUGAUGGGCAUCGGAGCCGUCCUCCCGCAACACUGUGAGCCGACAUCGCCCUUCCUAGCCGCCAUAUCCUCCUACCUCCACAUCUGCCUCCCCACGCCGUUAGCCUUGAUAUCGUCCAUCUUGGGCACGCUCAGCAUUGUCUCGUGGCUCUUCGCACAACUUCCCCAAAUAUACAAGAACUUCCAACUACAGUCUACAUCCGGCUUGUCCCUGUUCUUCCUUGUGGAGUGGUGUUUGGGUGAUCUGAGCAAUCUUCUGGGGGCUCUGCUGACCCGGCAAGCCGGCUGGCAGGUGAUCGUGGCUGGCUAUUACGUAUGCGUCGACGUGACCCUCGUCUUCCAGUACUACUGGUAUACACACUACAAGGGAGGACAAGACAGCUACGGCGGCUUCCCUUCCUCCCACUACGAUCACCCUCCGGGAAGUGUCUUGGAAGGCAUCUCAUUCCCCGAGAAUGACUCAUCCAGCCAUGGCGCCCCCUCUGCACACUCUCCACGUCCCUCAAAGCCCAAGGAUGUGAAGGAUAUCCAGGAUAUCAAGGAACCUAUGGGAACUCCGUCCAGCAGUCAAUCGCGGUCAUACUCCAACGAGAAAUUCAGCACCUCCAAGCGCUCCGUCAAUCGAACCGGCAGUGGACUCAAUCUCCCCAUGGGCUCACCCCGUACGCUUCUUCUGGCAUCUAUGCUCUGCGCUGUCGUAGCGAACGCCUCCCCAACAGAGCAACACGCCACGUCCGAUGCUCCCAAAGAGACCCUCGAGAUCCUCGGCCGGAUCAUCUCCUGGAUGUCGACCUUCCUCUACCUUGGCUCGCGCCCGCCCCAACUGUACAAGAACUACUGCCGCAAGAGCACGUCUGGUCUCUCCCCGUUACUAUUCAUGGCUGCCUUCUGCGGUAACUUCUUCUAUUCCACCUCCCUCCUGACCAACCCGAACGCCUGGUACGACUUCGGUCCUUACGGAGGUGGUGGCUGGGCCGACGCAGACGGCAACGACCGCCUCCAAUGGGUCUCUCUCGCCACUCCCUUCUUCCUGGGAGCUUUCGGGGUUCUCGCCUUCGACGGCUUGAUGGGCGUGCAGUUCCUCAUGUACGGGUCCCGGGACGACGAGUCCAUCAUGGAGGUCGAAGACCCCAAAGACGGACGAAACCACUGGACCCGGGUUCGCGGCUGGAUGAGGGGCUGGAUCCCCUCUGUAUCCCCCGAGCGAGGAUAUCUCUCCGACCCCACCACCGUCCCACCCCAGGAGAACCAAUCUCUCCUGCACUCCGAGCGUGAGAGAUACGGUACAGUUUGA
This is a messenger RNA of Aspergillus heteromorphus CBS 117.55, 2001 nucleotides long. Its product is annotated as PQ-loop repeat-containing protein. The coding region runs from base 1 to 2001 and encodes 666 amino acids. Lineage: Eukaryota; Fungi; Ascomycota; Eurotiomycetes; Eurotiales; Aspergillaceae. Gene Ontology annotation, cellular component: outer membrane. The transcript is spliced from 4 exons. The record is from RefSeq and is a predicted model, not a curated record.